AUGAACAACGAAGAAAAGUUUGUAUAUAAUGAUAUUCCAUCUUCAUCAACUUUACAACCAACACGUAAAAAACGUAAACUCAAUGGACAACAACGUGAUGAAGCAACUAUACGUGAAAAACAUCGAAUGCUUAAACUAAAUAAAGCUUAUACUCAACUUCGUCUGGUCUUACCUGUUGAAAAUAGAUGUAAAUUAUCUCGUAUUGAAACUCUUCGUACAGCUGUUAACUAUAUUCAUCUUCUUAAUCAACUACUUGAAGUUAACAACAGCUAG
Messenger RNA from Rotaria sordida, 273 nucleotides. Lineage: Eukaryota; Metazoa; Rotifera; Eurotatoria; Philodinida; Philodinidae. The record is from the annotation of a GenBank genome assembly.